Molecule: messenger RNA, 1638 nt
Organism: Myodes glareolus (Bank vole)
Lineage: Eukaryota; Metazoa; Chordata; Mammalia; Rodentia; Cricetidae
Gene: B3galt6
Product: beta-1,3-galactosyltransferase 6
Biological process (GO): protein O-linked glycosylation; glycosaminoglycan biosynthetic process
Cellular component (GO): Golgi membrane
Molecular function (GO): galactosylxylosylprotein 3-beta-galactosyltransferase activity
Source: RefSeq, a predicted model, not a curated record
CAGGCCUCGCCUUCAACGCCGCCCCGGCGGUUAGAUCCUGGGAAUCCAGGCACCCAGUCAGCGGGUUUCUCGGGGCUCCUCCUACCGCUACCAGGACGAGCCCGCUUUGCGGGUCUCCGAGUAGCGCAGGCGCCUUCCAGCCUCUGCGCUUGCGCACUCGGCGACCUCCCGCCCGCACCAUGAAGGUACUCCGGCGGGCUUGGCGGCACCGGGUGGUGCUGGCCCUGAGCGGUCUGGCGUUUUGCAGCACCACGCUGUUGUAUUUGGCGCGCUGUGCAUCCGAGGGCGAGACGCCCGCAGCCGCCGGAGCCACUCAGCCCCGCGCUAAGGCCUUCCUGGCGGUGUUAGUGGCUAGUGCGCCCCGCGCGGUGGAGCGUCGCAGCGCAGUGCGCAGCACGUGGCUGGCACAGGGGAGGCGCGGCGGCCCCAAGGACGUGUGGGCGCGCUUUGCUGUGGGCACCAGCGGCCUGGGCGCAGAGGAGCGGCGCACGCUGGAGCUCGAGCAAGCCCAGCACGGGGACCUGCUGCUGCUGCCCUCCCUGCGCGACGCCUACGAGAACCUAACGGCCAAGGUCCUGGCCAUGUUGACUUGGCUGGACGAGCACGUAGACUUCGAGUUCGUGCUCAAGGCGGAUGACGACUCCUUUGCGCGCCUGGACGCUCUACUGGCAGAGCUACGCGCACGUGAGCCUGCACGCCGCCGUCGCCUCUACUGGGGCUUCUUUUCUGGGCGCGGGCGAGUCAAGCCCGGAGGUCGCUGGCGAGAAGCUGCCUGGCAGCUCUGCGACUACUACCUGCCUUAUGCCCUGGGCGGUGGAUACAUCCUCUCUUCGGACCUGGUGCAUUACCUGCGCCUCAGCCGGGAAUACCUGCGUGCAUGGCACAGUGAAGAUGUAUCGCUGGGUGCCUGGCUAGCACCUGUGGAUGUGCAGCGGGAACACGACCCGCGCUUCGACACAGAGUACAAAUCACGGGGCUGCAGCAAUCAAUACCUGGUGACACACAAACAGAGCCCGGAGGACAUGCUGGAGAAGCAACAGAUGCUGCUUCAUGAGGGCCGACUGUGCAAGCAAGAGGUGCAAUUGCGCCUCUCCUAUGUUUAUGAUUGGUCAGCGCCACCCUCCCAGUGCUGCCAGCGCAAGGAGGGCAUUCCCUGAUGUCAUUGCAUGUGCUAGGGCCUCUCCGGACCCAGGUCAAGCUGCCUGGACAAUCUGACCCAUUGUCUGGGGUGAACCUGGUUUAUACAAUUACUGUUGAGGUCUUGGAGCCUCAGUUCACUGAUGGCCAGAGGCAGCUAACAACAUCUAGUCCGUUCCGUGGAGGGUGUGCUCAUUUGUGGUCUCAUGUAAGGCCUGCCCAGGGGCAUCUCGUAUGGGUUUGUACAUUGUAUCUGCAUCCCACACACACCUCCAGCCAGUGUAAUGCCACCUAUCAGUCAUCUGGGGAGUGAGGGCAGGAGGCCUUCUCCCUUGAUAUUGCAUUCCGUCCCUAAUUGGCGCUGUGCAGCUCACUGCCCAUCUUGAAUGUACUGCACAGCCCUGUACACAGACUGACCUGCAGACUGUGUUGAAUUCAUCUGUGUAUUGCCAUCCAAGUGUUAUUUGCCAAAAUUGUCAUUGUAUUGUUUGGACAAAGUUC